Molecule: messenger RNA, 672 nt
Organism: Camelina sativa (false flax)
Lineage: Eukaryota; Viridiplantae; Streptophyta; Magnoliopsida; Brassicales; Brassicaceae
Source: RefSeq, a predicted model, not a curated record
AUGAUGAUGAAGCAGUUGGAUGAAGAUGAUGAAGAAAACGAAGAAGAGGAGGGAGGGUUGAGUAAAUCUGGUAAAGAGUUAAAGAAACUGCUCGGUAAGUCUAAUGGUUUGAAUGAAUCUGACGAAGACGAUGAUGAUGAUUCAGAAGAGGAGGAGGAGACAAACUUUAGUCCAGUUACGAAUUUAAAACAGGAGGUGGCGAAAGAAGAACCUGUUGAAACUGCACCUGCAAAACCUGCACCAUCUGGACCUGCUCGUGGAACACCUCCUGCAAAACCAUCUAAGGGAAAGAGAAAACUAGAAAGCGAUUCUAAAAAGCCUAGCAGCUCUGUUCAAAAGAAAGUGAAGACUGAAAACGAUCCGAGAUCUUCAGUGAAGGAAGAGAGAACAAACACAGUUUCAAAAUCCAACACACCAACAAAAUCAGUGAAAGCUGAACCAGCUUCAGCUCCUGCAUCAUCCUCAGCUGCGACCGGGCCUGUAACUGAAGACGAAAUACGGGCAGUUCUGAUGGAGAAGAAGCAAGUCACUACACAGGAUCUUGUUUCCAGGUUUAAGGCAAGACUUAAGACCAAAGAGGACAAGACUGCUUUUGCCGAUAUUCUGAGGAAGAUCUCAAAGAUACAGAAGAACGCUAAUUCUCAAAACUUCGUCGUCCUGAGAGAAAAAUGA